AUCGAAAAAAAUUGUGAAAAAAAUUAUAAAAAAAAUAAAUUAGAAAUUUCUAACGAAAUUUUCUCGCAAGUAAACAUUGAUUGGUUCUAACCUUUCGUGGUUUAUCGUCAGCAGCAGCAGCAGCAGCAGCGAAAGCAAAAGCAGCAACAAUACAGACGAAAGGAGGCGGAGGAGGAGUAAGUGGGCGUGGCAGGGACGUGUGGGCAUUGUCUUGAAGUGCAGAUCCCUUUCUGCUUGGAGAUGCGAAGCACGUCCUUUGACAACUGGGGAUAAGAAGACCUGAUCCCAGAAUCCUUUUCCAAAAAGAGAAACGCUGAAACCAUGAGUGAACCCAUGGAAAUAGACACCAGCGAUGACGAACCGUCAAAGAACGAAGAAGAUGACAAGUUUGGCGAAGUCCUGGCAUCGAAUUCGGGUGAAUCCGAUCCUUCCGCCGAUCAGGUUCCCGAAAGUAAAGUAUUACUUGCUAUGGAACCCAAACAUGAACCACCACCAAAAUUGGAUCCUGAUACAGGACCUAGUUUAGAAGUAGAAGCGGAUCUACAAAUAGAACAGGGAUUAGAUUUAAUACUACAAAUAGAAGAAGAACCAGGAGACAAUGCGGAAUCUGGCCCUGAAAAGAUAGUACCAGAAUCAGAACUGCAACUGGGAUCGAAUCCUGUAAAGGAAUCUGUGCCAGGUCUACAACGAGAAUUAGUGCCUUUACUGCCAACAGAUUUCAAAUCACAGCUAGUACCUGAUUGUGAAUCAGAAGCCGCCCAACUAUUAAGAGAAUUUUUGACCAAUUUCACCCCUGUCCUAGAAUCCGAAACAGACUUUGUUCCCGAAUCACAAGAAUUGCAAACCCAACCAGUUUCAAAACUGGAAUUGGGAUUUGAUUUAGUAACAGAAUCUGAGCCAGGUCUCAAACAGGAAUUGGAACUGGAAUUACGUCCACUAUCGGAAUCUGAUGUGGGCUUAAAACUAGAUAUUGUGCCUUUACUAGAAAUAGAAUUUAAGUCACCGCCGUUACCUGAAUUUGAACCAGAGUCUUCCAGCUUUUUAAUAGGAUCUGGACAUGAUUUUAAGCCCGGACCAGAAUCUGCACUAGAUUCCCAGCCGUUAAUAGAAUUAAUAGAAUUUGGACCAGAAUGGCAGCCUUCACUAGAUUUUGCACCGGAAUCUCAAUCUCAACUACCAGGAUCAGCACCUGAAUCUGUAGUGGAAUUUCUACCAUUCCUAGAAUCUGGACUGGAAUCGCUACUAUUAUCAGGACCUGGAGUGGAAUCUAUACCAUUACCAGAAUCUGGAGUGGAAUAUCUAACAUUACCAGAAUCUGGACCGGAAACUCUAGAACUACCAGAAUUUGGACCAGAGCCACAGUCACUACAGGAAUCCUUACAGCAAUCUGAGAAAGAAUUUCAGCCUUUACCGGAAUCGGUGAGGGGCUUCCAAUCCCUACCAGAAUCUGAAUCAGAGUCCCUACAAAUACUAAAAUCUGGUGCAGAACUACUAUUUCCUGAAAUCGAACUGGAAACUCUACAAUUACCAAAAUCUAUGCCUGAAUUGCAGUCAUUACAGGAAUCUGAAAACAUUUUCCAGCCUUUAGGAGAAUCUAAAAAGGACCUACAAACUUUACAAGAACAUAAAAGGUUCUUUUCACCUCUACCAGACCCUGAAAUCUGCUUCCAAUCUUUAGCAGAAUCGAGAUCGGAAACUUUACAAUUACCAGAAUUUGGACCGGAAUUACAAUCGCUACAAGAAUACAGAAGGGACUUUGGGCCUUCACAAGAAUUUGAAAAGCACUUCCAGCCAUUCUGCGAAUCUAGAAAGAACUUUCAACCUUUACCAGAAUCUGAAGGGUACUUCCAAUAUUUACCAGAGCCUGGACCGCAAACGGAGUCAAUACAAGUAUCUGGAAAGGACAUCCAGCUAAUGCGAGAAUCCGAAAAGGACUUCCAACCAAUACUACAAUCUGGAAGGUUCUUCCAUUCUUCAGCAGAAUUUGGGCAGGAAACCCUACAAUUACCAGAAUCUAGACCGGUAUUACAGCCAUUGCAAGAACCUGGAAGGUACUUAACUCCUUUACUGGAAUCUGCAGAGGAAUCACGGCCAAUUCAAAAAUCUGAAAAGGGUUUCCAGCCUUUACGAGAACCUGGAAAGGACUUCCAACCUUUACCAGAAUCUUCAGGGUACUUCCCACCUUUACCGGAAUCUGUAGCGGGAUCUCUGCCAUUAACACCAGAAUCUGCAACCGAAUCCCAACCAGGAUCACAAUGUGAACCGGUAAAACAGGCAUUGCCAGAACCUAAGGCGGAAUCCCCGCCAUUACCAGAAUCUGGAGCCGAUUCCCAACCUUCAUCAGAAUCUGGAGUGGAAUUUGUAUCAUUACCAGAAUCUAGAAAGGAGUUCCAACCAAUACCAAAAUCUAUAGUGGAACCUCUUUUAUUACCAGAACCUAGGAUUUAUUCCCAACCUUUACCAGAAUUUGGACCCGAAUUCCAAUCUUUACCAGCAUCUAUAAGGAAAUCUCUAUCAUUGCCAGAAUCUAGAGCCGAUUCCCCAGAUUUACCAGAAUCUAGAAAGGACUUCCAACCUUUAACAGAAUCUGGCGAGGACUUCCAAACCCUAAUAGAAUCCGAAAAGCUUUCCCAACUUUUGCCGGCAUUUGUAGCGGAAUAUUUACCAUUCCCGGAAUCUGGAAAGGUUUCCCAAACAUUUCCAAUAUCCGAAGUGUUAUCACAGGAUGUACCAGAAUCUGCAACAGAGUCACGACCAAGACUUGAGCAUAAAUCCAGAUCGGUCGGCAGUGCGAAGAAGGCGUCGCCAAAGGUGGAGAAGGCCUCCGUGGAGACACAGAUGUCGCCGGAUGCGCCAAUCUUCUAUCCGAAGAGCAGCCUGCUGGCUCGCAAGCGACAGGAGCGAAGUUCCGGCCGUUUUCCCCAUGCCCGUGGGUCCUUUGCCUUCGGCUUGAGGAACGGAACCGGUCCGUACAUCGGUCCAGGAAGUGAUAUUCCGCGGAGCUACUUUUUCCGCGAUCCCACCAGCGGAGAGCGCAACAACAACAGCUUCGGCUUGGGAAUGAGCACGGAACGACGGGAAUCGAGUGGAUCAACGGUGCAGCAGGAGACGCCACUGGCCUGGGUUCCCUGCUCGUAUGGAAGACCUCGCAUCCGACCGGAGGUCCUGGAGGAGAUGCAGACCUCGGCUUCCUCGGAUCGCUCGGCCACCGCCACAAACAACCGUAAUUUGCAAUCGGACACUACUAAUACAAACACAACGGGCACUACAACCACAGAUUCGGAGACCGGGAAUUCCAACGAAUGUCCUUCCUACGAGGCCUUUGUCGCCCAAAUGGAGGCGAUGGGCAUGGCGCACGACGAGUUCUUGGGAACGCUAAGGAACCUGCUGAUCCGUGCCAACGAUCUGAUCGCACCCCUGUUCCAUGGGAACCUGCGAAACAUGACGCCCACACAGAUGGCUGCCUACACCACGGCGAUCCUGGACACGCCCCCAUUGCAUCCGAGUCUCUUCCUGCCGGCGGGUUAUCCGCGUGCCUGGGCAGACGCCAAUGGUCUCAGUUUGCCCUUCGAUGUCCAUCCGAACAGCUUGACGCCCGAGGAUCUGGCCCGCGCCCAGGCGGCGUCCAAAAUGGUGGAUGCCAGCACCCAGACGGAUUGGCGCUGCAUGCUCAUCCCGCCGGGAGGAUCCGUUCCGCCCCAGGCACCGGCGGCCUAUUACUCUCGACCAGCAAUGUUUGACGUGUCGCACAAUGGUUCCCGGAUGCCGUCGCCCGGAGGAGUGCACGUGGGCCAAGUGAUGCCACCUCAGGCUUAUCCACAGGGAUCGUCACACGUGUCGCCGCAGAGUGGACCGCCACCACAGGCGCAAUUCGGUUUCUGGGGCAGACCCGUGGCUGUGCCGAUGCGUCCACACCAGGUUGCGCAUCCACAACAGCAUCGCAUGCACCAGCAACAUCCGCGUGCGCACGCCGCCUUCCAGCAUCAGCAGACCCAUCCGCAGGCUCAUCAGCAGCCCCAUCAUCCACGAGCUCAUUCCCAAGUGCAUCCGCAAGCUCAUCCACAGGCUUAUCGGCAGGCCCAUCAGCACCAGCAUGCGCACCAGCAAACUCAUCCACAAGUUCAUCAACAGGCUCAUCCGCAAGCUCAUCCGCAGCAUGUUCACCACCAAGCUCAUCCGCAGGCUCAUCAACAGGCCCAUCCGCAGUCACAUCACCGAGCCUAUCCGCACCCACAUCCGCAUCCGCAUCAGCAAGCUUAUCCGCAUCAUAAGCCCGGGUUGCAGCAGAAUCCACCGAUGGCAGCGGCUCCACAGCCACGCAAGUUGGGCGGAACACUGCGUUUCCCGGAAUCGGGACGCUAUGGCCAACGGUCGAGCAGUCCGGAUGACAUCGAGUGUCCAUUUGGGGCAAUCGGCAGUGGACGACCCAGUGAGCGGAAUUCCCAGAACUCGGAGAAUCAGGGGAAAAGCUUUGCAUUCGCCGGGCCAAGUGGAAGUCGGCAAAUGGGUGCCAGUACAUCAGCACAUUUGGCCGCACAAAAUGAAUUGGAAUUGCAGUUGAGACUGAAUCUGGAUCAGCUGAGCGAUGAGAUCAACACGCGAGGAUCGAGUGCCGCCAGAAGGAACUACUCGUCGCGCACCGAGAAUUCGGUUAGCGAGAACUCCAGUUUUCGGAUGAGAAACGAACUGAUGCAAUCGGAGCAGCAGGGAAGCGAGGAGUCCAGUUACAGCGACGAGGAGGAGGACGACUCCGAGGAGGAUGAAUUCGAUGAGGAGGACUACGACGUGGGUAAGGAUGAUGAUGAGGAGGAGAACGAGGAGGAGCAGGAUGCCGAUGCCGAUGCCGAGGACGUGGGAACGGAGGAGUGCGCCGGGGAGGAGGAUAAUCAGCUGGGCACCACGGAUUCCCGUCCAUUUUGCUUCGGCGAGGUGGAGUUCUUCAACUACAUCAUGUCGGGAACUCCCGCGAUGAAUACUCCUUCCCAGCCGAGUGGUGCCGCUGCCUGCAUGGAGCAGGGGUUGCCAACCACCCCUCGUGAAAACGUGCCCACUGCCCAGGUGCAACCGAAUGUGAUGCCAAGUCAUUUUCAGGGUUUUCUCAACAACAGGGAGCAAAAGCAACAGCAACAGCAAUCGCAGGGAAUCUCACAGGGAAAUGGUGUUGGAUUCUCACAGAGUGGAGUACCCAUUGGGGUUCCAGCGGGGGAGGCACAGCAGUUCAAGGAACCAUCAUCGAUAUCGCGGGAGCAACAGCAGUUCAACAACAAGCCCUUCAACUUGGCGCAGUUGAUCAAGCAGCAGCAGCAGCAACGGCAGCAACUGCAGCAGCAACAACAGCAGCAUCAGCAACUACAGCAAUUUCAGCAGAAGCAACAACAGCAAUUGCAGCAGGAGCAACAGCAGCAGCAACUCCAACAGCAACAACAGCAGAUGAGAUCCACCAACCAGGAAUACAAUCCUGCGGCAAUAAGCCAAGAGUCGGCUGGCAGUAAUGCCAACGUCUAUGCGAGACCUCCUGGAAGUCCGGCACCCCAGCCGCAUCCCAGUGCUCCUGCUCCUGCUGCUGUGCACCAAACACGACGGGAACGCCCGAUGGCUCCAGUAAUCUUCGAAGUGGGCGGCAAUCGCAGUCACCAGAACGCCUCGCCCAUGAUGAUGCAGAGUGUGAAUGCCGAGGGACACGGAGGUGUCCGUGGAAACGGUCAGGGUCCAAGCACAAGUCGGGGUCACCAACCGCAGCAGCAGCAGCAGGCAGUGUCUGUCAACGGCAACGUGCCACAGAAUUUGGUGCAGAUGCGAGGUUCUCCAGUGAGUCACAUGAACCAAACCAACCAAAUGAAAAAUGUUAACCAAGUAAACCAAGUGAAUCAAAUGAACCAACUAAACCAAGUGAAUCAGGUGAAUCAAAUGAACCAAUUGAAUCAAAUGAACCAAUUGAAUCAAAUGAACCAAAUGAAUCAAAUGAAUCAAAUAAACCAAAUGAACCAAAUGAAUCAAAUGAACCAAAUGAAUAAAAUGAACCAAGUGAAUCACUUGAAUAGAGGAGUGGGCGUGGAACUGCUACCUGUGCCCGUACAGAUGAGUGGCCCAAAUCGAUUGGAACAGUCCAACUUGCAGCAGGCUAAAAUACAGCAGGCUAGCAUGCAGCAAGCCAACAUGCAGCAGACUACCAUGCAGCAGACUACCAUGCAACAGGGAAAUAUGCAUCAAGGAAUGCAACAGGGUAUGCAACAAGGUAUGCAACAAAGAAUUGAACAAAGAAUGCAACAAGGAAUGCAACCGGGAAUGCAACUGGGAAUGCAACCUGGGAUGCAAAAGGGUAUGCAACAAGGAUUGUCACAGGGAUUGCCACAGGGAUUGCCACAAGGAUUGCCACAAGUAAAACAGCAGAGUAUCCUCCCGCAAGGUAUCUCACAAGGUAAACCACAGGGUAUUUCCCAGGGUAUGCAACCAGGAGUACAACCAGGAGUGCAACAAGGAGUGCAGCAAGGAGUACAACAAGGAUUACAAGGAGUUCACCAAGGAGUGCAGCAAGGAGUGCAACAGGGAGUUCAACCUGGAAUGCAACCAAGUAUGCAACAGGCAAUGCAACAGAGGAUGCAGAAAGCUUUGACACAGAGAAUCCAACACAGCAUCUUACAGGGAAUGAAACAGCAAGGAAUGCAACAGGGAUUACCACAAGGAGUCCAACAAGGAAUACCACAGGCAAUGCAACCAAACGUGACACAGGGAAUACAGCAGGAGAUGCAACCAAACAUGCCACAACCCCAAAUGCAGCAGGUCUCUCGGAUGAGUCCUCGCCCAAAUCCAACUGCGACGACCAACAACUACCACUUGAAUGGCCACAAUCCGGAGGUGAUUGGCAUGCAAGCCGUGGAUGGUGGAGCAGGAGGAGUGGUCAGUAGACCCAUUCCCGCUGAGAUAAUGCAACAAGCGGUGGUCGCACCAGGACUCGACUCUCGCCAGGAUUUCCCAGCGAAUCUGGGCAAGAAGAAACGCGGCAACACGCCACGCAACCGGGAAUCUCCGAGGAACACGACCAACCAACCAAGCCAGGGUAAAGUCAUUCCCAACCAGGAGGCAAAUUCUUCCACCCAGCAGAAACCAAUCCAACCAUCUUACGCCUCAUUGCUUCACAAAUGAGGAAGGUGGUCAUAGUUUAGUUGUUAAAUUUAAUGUUAACUUUAUAAGACGGACGGAUCUAAAAGAUCUGCCCAUUUUUGGUUACCAAUUUCUAAAUUUUAUCCACUUUGCUACUACAACUUUUUUUCUUGUAAAUAAAACACAAGCA
This is a messenger RNA of Drosophila ficusphila, 7291 nucleotides long. RefSeq lists its product as uncharacterized. The record is from RefSeq and is a predicted model, not a curated record. NCBI's taxonomy places the organism in Eukaryota, Metazoa, Arthropoda, Insecta, Diptera, Drosophilidae. Bases 322 to 7143 code for a protein of 2273 amino acids. The transcript is spliced from 7 exons.